AGGGUUGGAGAAGGAAAAUCCUGUCUGAGUCACCGGUGAUGCUGUCACCUCCGCGAUGACAAAACAAUAUAAACAGGACUCGCAUCACCCACAGCAUCCACAUCCAUCAGGGACGCACAUAAACACAUCUCUCUCUCUCUCUCUCUGGGGACACAAAAAAGAGGACGGCACAAUGGAUUUUCGUUUGGUGACUUUUGCGGCUCUCUGUGUGUUUUUCACCGCAGCAUCAAGCGCUCCGGUCAGGGAUGUGCGCUCCUCUGCGCAGCAGGACGCGUGCACUGAGGUGAAGAUCAGCUCUCUGGAUCUUAAUCACUAUGCCAAACUCGCAUCAGUGAAGGCAAGAAACGGGUCAACAGACUUGGCAGCUGUCUCCAGCUCCCUUGUCUGGAUGGAGGCAAAAGACAUGUGUGAUCCAGAGAGCCUCAAACACAAGCCCAUGCCUUGUGUUAGUAAGAUCUUCACUGUCCUGACGAGCUACAGCUCUGCAGUGGAGAUGAUUUCUGCAUUUGACAGCUGCUCUGAAUUCACCAGCAUUGUGAAGCCAGCUCUGAGGAAACUGCACAGAGACAUGAGCAAGUGUGUGAGGUCCCUCGGAGGAAAGCACGAGAAGGAGCCCCAUGUGAGCAAAGUGGAGCCUGAAGCGGUUGACCAGUGGAAGGAGGCUUUUCUGUGCCACUACGUGCUGGACAGAGUCUUCUCCUUCUCCAUCCUCGCUGCUCGAGUCUUUGCUGUUGGUCAUCCAGCUCAUCAUGAUGAAGGCUCCAGUCAGAAGUGCUGGUAGAGCCUGAAACAUCUAAAUGUUUGUUGGUGUGCAGCUGAUCGGGUGAUGUCACUGAUCAAAGCAUGCAGUGCAGUUUCCUGUUGCUGACAGUCUAAACAACAAUGUUUCAACUCCAGCUCCAUGAAGUCAUGGAAGAGUGUAUUUCCCAUGGAACAGUUUUUAUUUAUUUCACAAACAAUAUUUAUUAUAUUUAUUUGGUAUUUAUAAAAUCUGUUUGUUUUGGUGUUUUUAUAUUUUUCAAUUUUAUGAGAAAAAGAAUUUAUAAUAAAACAAGACAGAACAUAUGAGUUAUAAUGUGUUUCCUCCAUCAUCAUGCUUUUGGUUGAUUGUUUUUUGUUUUUUUUUAAUCCUGAAUAAUUAAUCGUUAUGCACCGAGGAAAGUUAUACAUUUACCUGCACUGAGGAACUAUCCUUUUUGAAAUGAAUAUAAUGAAUUAAUUAAAACAAUAUAGCAUGCCGGCAUAAGAAGGAAGUU
Nothobranchius furzeri (turquoise killifish) is the source of this 1256-nucleotide messenger RNA. RefSeq lists its product as uncharacterized. NCBI's taxonomy places the organism in Eukaryota, Metazoa, Chordata, Actinopteri, Cyprinodontiformes, Nothobranchiidae. The record is from RefSeq and is a predicted model, not a curated record.